This is a messenger RNA of Trichogramma pretiosum, 3829 nucleotides long. Its product is annotated as WD repeat-containing protein 6. NCBI's taxonomy places the organism in Eukaryota, Metazoa, Arthropoda, Insecta, Hymenoptera, Trichogrammatidae. Gene Ontology annotation, molecular function: protein binding. Gene Ontology annotation, cellular component: cytoplasm. The record is from RefSeq and is a predicted model, not a curated record. Bases 694 to 3762 code for a protein of 1022 amino acids. Gene Ontology annotation, biological process: tRNA methylation. The transcript has 14 exons.
GAUCAGUAAAUGAUAUAACACAGAUGCUUCAUUUUCAUUGAUUAUAAAAAAAUUAAUUUUCUCAUUUUCUAAGGGUCUUCAAGAACUGAAACAUUUCACGUAACAAAAAACUCGUUUACAGUAUAUAUUGAUUUCGGAUUUAGAUAAUUACAACCGCAGAAUUAAAACAUCCACAGCGAAAAUGUCACUCUUUGAAUUUCACUUCAUAUUUUACACCCAAAAGUGCCGAGUUAAAUUUUUGUUCCGUUCGAUGAAGGACAAAAUAAAAAUAAUAAGAGAGACCCUCUUUUUCCUCGUUCGUACAAGCCGCAAUGCCAUACAACAGGAGAGCUUUAUACUACUAGCGCCCCGCUUCGCUUUAUUCAUUCUGUUGUUGUACACACGCAUAAUAGCAUAGGCCGGCAUACCUGAUUGCACCCUUUCACGAUGAGCGAAAAAGUAAGCGCUUUUGCCUCUGCCCUUGCCCGGCUCCCGUGAAUACUUUCGACAGCUGCACUAGACAUGGUCGCGUGUUUAGGUUGAAUGAACCAUGAAGUUGCCACGUACUUUUUCUGCUAGUUUUGGUUAAAAAAGCGCAUGGAGCAUGCCCGAGUCAGUUCGCAGUGAUAUCUGAAAUAACUCAACUCACGUGUUUGAUGGCUCGUUGGGGGCUUUAUUGAUUUCUUGCGGUUUAAUUGUAUAUACAGAUUCAAAAUGAAAUUUUUCGACUUGACAACUGACGUAUUGGCUAUAAAAUGUCACAAAAAUCAUGUUUUUAUAGGUAUUGGAUGUUCCCUUUAUGUAGUCAGUCAAAUAGAUAAUAAAGUAAAAUUCAAAUCCAGUAUUUUACAUCCAGAUAAUAUUCAUGACAUUAAACUUCAAACAGAUGAUAGGAUCAUUAUUUAUGGAAGAAAAAGUUUAUGCAUAUGCCAAGUUACAGUAAAUGAUGAUUUUGUAGAGGUUGUUAAGCUAGAUGAAAUCCAUCACUUCAAUGAUUGGAUUAUUGAUGUAAAAUGUUUAGGAUCAGUGAAUGAACCAAUAUUAACAAUAUUGUUUGCCCACAAUAAUGUAUACAACUACAAUACUGAAAGCAAAAAAUAUUCCAAUACAAUUUGUAAAGAAACAUGUUUAUUAUAUGCAGGAGAAAUCUCCGGUAAGCAUUUUACCAAUGCCAUUGUUUUAAGUGGCACUGUUUUUCAAGAAAUACUAAUAUGGAGUGUUUUAAACAAUGCAACUGAUUCAUAUUCACCAAUUUUGCACAGAUUAAAAGGACAUAAAGGAGUUAUAUUUUCUGUAUUUUAUAAUCCAAUGAAUAACAUAAUAUGCUCAACAUCUGAUGAUAGAACUGUGAGAUUAUGGAAAAUAUCUAAUAACUUUAAUCAUCACUUAGAAGAUAUGAAUUGGAGUAAGGUUGAAAUAAAUUUACAAACAACCAUGUAUGGACAUUUAGCCAGAGUUUGGAAAGCAAUACUCAUUAAAGAUGUAAUAGCUAGUAUAGGAGAAGAUUCAAGAAUAUGCUUUUGGAAUUUGUCUGGUGAAUUGUUACAUAAAAUAGAAGCACACCAAGGAGCAACUAUAUGGUGCAUUGAUAUAUCAGAGAACAAUAUUUUAUUCACAGGAGGAGCUGAUGGGUCAGUAAAUUGUUGGUCAAUGAUAGACAUAAAGAGUAAUAUGAGUCAAUACAGUCUAUUAGAAGAUUCCCAAAAAGAAGUACCAAAACAUGUUAUUUUUCUUGAAAAUAGUGAUGUUUUAGUUUAUUCAAGUUUAAAAUCAAAUACUAGAAUUCUACAUUACAAAAAAAAUAAAAACCAAAUACUAGAUUCCUUCAGUUUACCUGAAUUUUCUUCUGCUUAUUGUAUUAUGGAACUUUCACCAAAUCGUCAAAAAUUUGCCUUGGCUUCUAUAAGAGGAGAUAUAAUUUUAUAUAAUAAAUCUGAUCAGAAAUGGAAUCAAUGUGGAAUAUACAAAAUUAUGGAUUCUAAAAUAUUUUCAGUGCAGUGGUUGGAUAAUGACAGAGCUCUUGUAUGUUCUACUGAAGGAAAUCUAUCGAUUGUGAAGUUCAUUGCACAAAGCAUUGAAAUUUUAUCUCAACACAUAUUACCUCCAAGCCGUGAACGCUGGGUGACAAGUGCUUGCACUCAUAAAAAUUUGUUGAUCUGUGGAGAUAGAAUGGGUAGCAUUUUUGUUUAUAAUCUAAAUAGUGACUCAAGAGAUCCAACACAAACAUUCAAAAAAAUUCAUGGUAGGCUGGGUGUGCAAUCUUGCACAAUGAUGAAUGGUAACCUUGUUACCACUGGCCGUGAUGGAACUCUUAGAUUUUAUAAGUUUUGUGAUAUGAAAGAUAAAACUCCCAUUAUUGAAUACUUAUAUGCAAAAAGUAUGCCAAUGGAUUGGGUUAGCAAAUUACUUCGACAUGAAAAUGAUUACUAUGUCUUAGGUUUUAAAGAGGAAGAUUUUGUAGUUUAUAGUGUUGUGUUGAAAAGAAUUUUAGUAAAAUUUCCUUGUGGAGGAGGUCAUCGAUCAUGGGACUGUCUCAUCUAUAAUAAUUUCAUCAAUUUUGCUUUCAUAAAGAAAAGAAAAAUUGAAGUUUAUGUGGUGCCAUUUAAUAAGUUAUUCAUUCCUCCAUUAUUGGUUGGGUGUCAUACAAAAGAAAUUUAUGCUGUCAAAACUCUAAGAAUGCCAGCAAAUCCUUACAAUGUUUUGAUUUCUGGGGGUGAAGAUUGUAGAUUAGUGAUUCACUUCAUAAAUUCUUUGGAGUCAGAAUCAAAAUUAAAUCUUGAAAUUGUUGAUUCAUUUGAUGGACAUCUAUCAAGUAUAAAGUGCCUAUCAAUUUUCCCUUUAAAAGAGGAUGAGUUCUGCAGUAAAUAUUUAAUUUUUUCUGGUGGCGGAAGAGCCCAAAUAAAAAUUUGGGAAGUGACUGUUAAUAAUGAUGAGUUGUUUUCAAAAGAAAACAUUUCAUGCAAAGAUUUGUUUUCUUACAUGUUACAUGGUCCUGAUAAAGAGAGGAAUAAAAUUUGGGUUGGUAAAGAACUAAUGUACAAUGCUGAUCCAGAAACAAGAUACAUGGAUAUAAGCACUAUUGUGCAUCCAAAAAAUAUGCAUAAUAUUCUUGUAUUUAUUGCAUGCUCCGAUGGAUAUCUCAGAACAUUCAUCUAUGAUAUUAUUUUAAACAAAAUUAAGUUAGUUCACACUCUACCUUAUCGUAACCGAUGUAUUUUAAAAGUACAAUCAAUGCUUCAUCAAGCCAAAAUAUUAUUAAUUACAAUGGCUACUGAUGGGUUACUAAAUUUUUGGACUUGCAAUGUUGAGAAUGAUGAAAUUGAUGUUCAAAAAAUUGGAAUUGAAAAUACUGAAGAUUUUACUUUACAUCAAUCUGGAAUCAAUAGUUUUGAUUUAAAAAAGUUGGAUGAAUGCAAUUACAUGCUAGCUACUGGAGGAGAUGACAAUCUCCUCAGUGUUUUAAUAUUUAAAGCAGUUUCUAGUAAGAAUAGCAUUGAAAUGAUUAAGAUUGUUUCCACCUGGAAUACAAGUUCUAUUCAUUAUGCUCAAAUAACAGGCGUAAAAUUACUCACUGACAAUAAACUCAUAAGUGUUGGUGCAGAUCAAAAGCUAGCUGUGCAUAAUAUUACAUGCAAUGAUUUGAAUAUUCAUGCAAUGUUUGUAGAAGAUAUGACUCUUUGUAUAUCUGACAUUCAAGGAAUAACUUUCUGUGAUAACAAAAACAAUGACAGUGGAAGAAUUUUUUGUGUUUAUGGAAAAGGUUACCAAUUGUUAGAAUAUUAGUAGCAGCAAUACAAGUAUACACUUAUUUUUAUAUUUUACGUAAAUUUUAAAUAAAAUUCAUUCAAAA